Molecule: messenger RNA, 3884 nt
Organism: Oppia nitens
Lineage: Eukaryota; Metazoa; Arthropoda; Arachnida; Sarcoptiformes; Oppiidae
Product: cohesin subunit SA-1-like
Exons: 7
Coding region: 144-3527 (1127 amino acids)
Biological process (GO): sister chromatid cohesion
Cellular component (GO): cohesin complex; nucleus; chromatin
Molecular function (GO): chromatin binding
Source: RefSeq, a predicted model, not a curated record
UUGAUUGGUUAUGUUUGGCGCGCAAUGAGUGCGCAAACUCAGAGUGACUGUCAUUUUGUUUGAAUGUCUUCUCAAAUAUCAAUUGAUUGAUCCAAUCAUUACAUUUACCACUCAUAGUGUCCAUCAAUACAUUCAUCGCAAAUAUGCCGCGCGGAAGACGUAAAGCAAACCAAUCGCUUGACGGCCAAGAGAUUGGUCUUCAAUAUGAAAACAAUCAGAUGUAUACCAAUCAAACAGAUGAAACUUCAUUUGCUGACCAGUCAUACACCCAUCAGGACACUGAAUACAUGCCAUCAAUGGAUACGAGUCAGGGAACAGAGGAUUCAAAUGAUACAUCAGUGGCCACUGAUGAAGAUGGACGGCGAAGAGGUAGAGGACGUGGCAGAGGCGGUGGUCGUGGCAGAGGUGGCGGUCGUGGAAGACCUUCAUUAAACAGAACGGAUGAUUUGACACUUAAUUGCAGUCUUGAAGACAGUAAUACUUUAUUUGAGAGCGUGAGAGGCGGCCGAUCGGCACUUCAAUCAGUAGUCGACGAGUGGAUUGAGUCAUACAGACAGGACAGGGAUGCAGCCAUUCUGGAGUUAAUGCAGUUCUUUAUUAGGAGUUCUGGUUGUAAGGGAAAGAUUACACGACAGAUGAGAGAAACACUAGACAACGGACAGAUUAUCAGACAUUUGGUGGAAGAGUUUGAUGAAGAAGGCGCUGAUUAUCCAUUAGUAAUGACUGGUCCGCAGUGGAAGAAGUUUCGAAGCAAUUUCUGUGAAUUUAUACAUACAUUGGUCCGUCAGUGUCAAUAUUCUAUAAUUUACGAUCAAUUUCUUAUGGAAAGUAUUAUAUCAUUAUUGAUUGGUUUGUCCGACUCUCAAGUUCGGGCAUUCAGACACACGGCAACGUUGGCAGCCAUGAAAUUGAUGACAGCUUUAGUUGAUGUUGCGCUCACAUUAAGUAUUAACUUAGACAACACUCAGCGACAAUAUGAAGCCGAACGACAAAAGACACCAUCAAAUCCUAAGCGUCCGUCAGAACGAUUAGAUCUAUUAAUGAGUAAACGACAAGAACUCGAAGAAAAUAAUGACGACAUUAAAACAAUGUUAGGCUAUCUCUUCAAAUCAAUAUUUGUUCACCGAUACAGAGAUACAAUACCCGAGAUUCGGUCAAUUUGUAUGACCGAAAUCGGAAUUUGGAUGAAACGAUUGCCUGGAAUAUUCCUCGAUGACUCGUAUCUUAAAUAUGUUGGAUGGACUCUUCACGAUAAAGUUGGUGACGUACGACUCAAAUGUCUUCACUCUCUUUUACCACUUUAUGAAAGCGAAGAGAUAACUCGUAAAAUGGAAUUAUUUACCAAUAAGUUUAAAGACAGAAUUGUUGCCAUGACUUUGGACAAGGAGUUUGAAGUUGCCGUACAAGCCGUCCGUCUCAUAAUUAAUAUACAUAAACAUCACAGAGAUAUUCUUAGCGAUAAAGACUGUGAACACGUCUAUGAAUUAGUUUAUGCAACUCAUCGAUCGGUAGCCCAGGCGGCCGGAGAGUUCCUCAAUGAACGACUGUUUCAAGUGGACGAAGAGGCCACUGCUAAUCUUCGCAGCCGUAGAGGCAAAAAGCGAUCGCCACACUCACCACUGAUAAGAGAUCUCAUACAGUUUUACAUCGAAAGUGAACUUCACGAACACGGAGCCUACUUAGUGGACAGUCUUAUCGAAAGUCAUCCCAUGAUGAAAGACUGGGAAUGCAUAACUGAUUUGCUUCUUGAAGAAGCCGGACCUGAUGAAGAAGCAUUAGAUGAUCGACAAGAAACAUCAUUAAUAGAGUUAAUGGUUUGUUGUGUGAAACAAGCGGCCACUGCUGAGACACCUAUUGGAAGAGGUCCACAAAAGCGUCAGUUGACGACAAAGGAAACGAAACAAAUACAAGACGAUAAAAAUCAUAUUUCUGAACAUUUUGUUCAAACAUUGCCCGCUUUAAUCAACAAAUAUAAGACAGAUCCGGAAAAGAUGGCCAAUCUAUUGACAAUUCCGCAGUGCUUUGAAUUGAGUUACUUCACGAAUCAAACGCAACAAUUAGAUACACUUUUGCGACUCAUUUCACAAAUAAUUGAAAUUCAUUCGGACAAAGAUGUCUUAGACUCGGCGGUCAAGACUUACGAAUACUUGAACGAUGAGAACUUUCCGUACGCUAAGAAUGUUUGGCUAUCGAUGAGCACAGCUAUUGACACACUUUGCAAUAAAUACAAGGAAUCCAUUGAAAACUUUCAGCUCAACCCUAAUAGCGAUGAGGAGAAGCUUAUGGUAAUAAUGCAACUGAAGAAAAUUGCAACUUUUUAUUCAUGUCAUGACUUGACGACUUGGAAUCUCUGGAAUGAUAUGUUUGAGCGGUGGAUCAAAACUGCCAACACUGAUCCCGAUGAUGUGCCAUACAAUGCAGUCAAAUAUGCAAUACAGGGCUGUUAUUUUGGACUCGUUUGGGAACUCUAUCUUUUCACACAAUCUCGAUCUCAAACGGAUAACAUUCAAAAUGUUAAGAACAUGUUGUUUGCAUUUAUGACAGAAAUGCGUUCAUUACUUAACCAUAAGAGUGACGAACUCGAAGAAGAGGCAUUUAAUUCAAUUUGUGAUUUAUUAAUAAUAUUUUGCUCUCAACUGGAAAAAGAUUCGCCAAAUGUUUCACAUCUUGUAUAUAAACCCGACGCUAAUCUCAUCAGAAAACUCGAGAGUUUUAUUCAACAAAAAGUGUUUGUUGAUGAAGAAGAAGAAGAUGAAAGUGAAGAUCCAAAUAAAACAAACAGUGGAUUAGAGUCUCUGCACAAAAAGCGUCACUAUUUAUCAGCAUUUUGUAAAUUAAUUGUUUAUAACAUAAUUCCCGGAAGACAUGCAGCUUGUGUUAUAAAACAUUACGUUAGAUUUUAUGGACAAUAUGGAGAUAUAAUUAAGACAACAUUAGGCAAAUCCCGUGAAAUAAAUAAAGUGAUUUGUGCUAAGACUAUGGCGUCGGCACUGAUCAGUGUAUUUACAGAACUCAGAUCCGAAGCUCAUACCAAUCCAAAUGCAUUCACAAAACAAGACGAAAACUUUCAAGCAUUGAAAGAAUUAGCCAAACGUUUUGCUCUUUCAUUUGGUUUGGAUAACAUGAAGAACAGGGAUGCUGUGGCAGCCAUUCAUCGAGAAGGCAUUCAUUUUACAUUUAAUACUAUUGAAAAUCCAGAGAAUCCAUUGGGACCGCCACCUAAUCUUCCAUUCCUAGAGAUUAUCAGUGAAUUCUCUAACAAAUUAAUUAAAAAUGAUAAGAAGACUGUACUCGCAUAUUUGGAUCGGUAUGUGAAAAAUGCUUUACCCGGCAUUCAUAACGAUGAAUGGCAACCAUUGAUGAGCUAUAGAGCCAGUCUUAUUCAACACAAUGAGUUUGAUUUACCGGUCAAUAGAGCGCCCGGAAGACAAUAUAGGGCGAGAAAGAGGGGUCACGACGAAGAUGGUGAAGCCGAUGCUGACGAUCAACACGAAGGAGAAUCAGCCGAUGAGGCCGAAGACGAAUGACUAACUCAACAAAUCAUUUGUCAUAUUUAAUCAUUCAAUUAAUUGGUCACACAAUCACCUCAACUGUCAACUCAAAUACAUAUUAUUUCUUUUAGUUAUUUAUUGAAAUGUUAUAAUUUAUAUAAACAUUAUAUCUAUUUAUAACUUGAUUUUUUAAGUCCCAUAUUUGUAUUUAUAUAACAUUUGGUGUAAUUUUUAUACUCAACAUUUUUUUCAUGAAAAUAGUCAGGCAUUGUAUUAAAUAUUAAUUUUGUUGUGAAACCAAAAAAUAUAAAAUUACAAUAAAAAUAUUUUACAAUUUUAAUUAAAAUUCAUUCAAUUAGAAGAUAAAUUUGAAUUGAAAAGGAAUGUACAGAA